UAUCUUCCACACCAAAUCGGCGGCCUCCCUUCCGCUGGGAUCGCUAGGGGAGGAGUCGGUAUAGAUGAGCCGCUGGCGGCCGUGAUCGCACGCCGAGCCAUGGAACCACUGCCCACAAACACGCUAGUCGGCGUUAUCGUCGGCUCCGUCCUGUUCGUCUUCCUCGCCGGGCUCGGCUGGUUCAUGUGGACAUAUCGCAACUGGCUCUCCUUUGCCGCCGUCCAGCCUGAACAGCCGCCACCACCGCUGCAUCGCAGGUUCAGUAUGUUUGGCAAAAAGCACGAGAAGUACGGCAAAGAGCACAAGAAGCUCGGCAAAGAGCACAAGGAGCUCAGCAAAAAGUACAAGGAGCUCGGCAAAAAGAGCCAGAGGAGUUCCAGGAGCGCGAGAGCACCGACGCCAGUGCCUGAACCUGUGCCCGUGCCCGAGCCCGAGCCCGAGCCCGAGCCCCAGUCCUCGCGUGCGCCUUCACCUGAACCCGAAAAGCCGGCAUCUCGUACACCUACACCUGAACCCGAAAAGCCGGCAUCUCGUAUACCUUCGCCUGAACCCGAAAAACCGGCAUCACGUACACCUACACCUGAACCCGCAAAACCGGCAUCUCGUGUACCUUCGCCUGAACCAGAAAAGCCGGCAUCUCGUACACCUUCGCCUGAACCAGAAAAGCCGGCAUCUCGUACACCUACACCUGAACCCGAAAAGCCGGCAUCUCGUGUACCUUCGCCUGAACCAGAAAAGCCGGCAUCUCGUACACCUACACCUGAACCCGAAAAGCCGGCAUCUCGUACACCUACACCUGAACCCGAAAAGCCGGCAUCACGUACACCUUCGCCUGAACCAGAAAAGCCGGCAUCGCGUGUACCUUCGCCUGAGCCCAAAAAGCCGGCGUCACGUGCACCUUCGCCCGAACCAGAAAAGCCGGCAUCGCGUGUACCUUCGCCCGAGCCCGAAAAGCCAGCAUCGCCUGCACCUUCGCCUAAGGGCAAAAAGCCAGCAUCGCCUGCACCUUCGCCUAAGGGCAAAAAGCCAGCAUCGCCUGCACCUUCGCCUAAGGGCAAAAAGCCAGCAUCGCCUGCACCUUCGCCUAAGGGCAAAAAGCCAGCAUCGCCUGCACUUUCGCCUAAGGGCAAAAAGCCAGCAUCGCGUGUACCUUCGCCUGAACUCAAAAAGGAGGCGUCGCGAGCGCCUUCCCCUGAGCCCGAGCCCAAGCCUGAAGAACCCAAGCCUGAAGAACCCAAGCCUGAAGAACCCAAGCCCGACCCGUCCGACGCAGCUGAAAAAGCACCCUCGGUUGUCGAGUCGGCUCCGGACCCGGAACCGGAACUCUCUGAUGCUGCUGCCGAUCCAAAGAAGACCCCCUUGCCGACGCUACGGCCCUCCUGAAUAAUACGAUGGCACAAUGAAUUCGAUUUGGAUGACGGGAGGAAAGACAUGUAGUGUCUUGCACCUUAAACAGUGAUUGUGCGAUUUUCAAGAUGCAAUAUUGUGACACGAGGUUUCUGUAACAUCCUUACACUGAUUAUGUACAAAAGGUAUUCGCAGAUGGGAGGGCUUGUCAUACCUGGUCGACGAGAACGCAUGGAGGUACUCUUACAGAUGUAAUUCGUUGUUAAUUUCUGUGGUCGGGUCACCAGGGAGAGAGAGAUGUGUAGGUAUUUAACUUGAGGGUAGUUCAAGGGUGAAAAUAUGUAUCUGAUAUCUUUCUAGAAACCAUAUUAGUUCCUGG
Messenger RNA from Pyricularia oryzae 70-15, 1726 nucleotides. RefSeq lists its product as uncharacterized. The record is from RefSeq and is a predicted model, not a curated record. The coding region runs from base 100 to 1383 and encodes 427 amino acids. The transcript has 3 exons. NCBI's taxonomy places the organism in Eukaryota, Fungi, Ascomycota, Sordariomycetes, Magnaporthales, Pyriculariaceae.